AUGGAAUCAAAUGUAGAUGUAAAUGUAGAUGAGUUACAGGAUGACGUAUUCGAGUAUGCCGGGAUUGUGGAGAUAUCCAUAGGCGAUGCAUUGAAGAGUGAUGAGCGUGAAGAAUGGAAAGAUACGAUAUUCUCGGAGAUAAAAAGUUUGGUCAAAAGCGAUAUGUUCAAAAUCAUUAAAAGGUCAAAAGUUUGGUCAAAAGCGAUAUGUUCAAAAUCAUUAAAAGGUAAUGAUGAUAACUUGGUAGUCAAUUUGUACAAACAAGCUGAGACCAGUGAAGUAAAAAAAAGGCCAACCAGGCUUGUGGCCAAAGGAUACAGACAGAAAUAUGGCGUUGACUAUCAAACCUUUGCGCCAGUCGUUAGACUACAAACAAUCAGAUUGUUGUGCGCGCUUGGAGUUGAGCUUGAAUAUACAUCAGAUAAAGUAGCUAAAUGGCAUCACCAUGUGCCAAGCGAGUUAUAUCAAGGACUGCUGAAAUGGUUUGAGAAUUUUAAUCCUGUGAACACUCCGAUUGAAGUUGGAUGCAAGCUAAAAGUUAGAGAUAUCAAGGACGAUGAAGAGCAAGAUAUUCAGAUGCAGAAUAGGGAGAAUGUAAGAUCGAUAGAUGAUCUUUCUCCGGAUACAUCUUUCUCCUUGGAGGCGCUGGAACUUCCUGGAAAUCAAAACAGCAAAUCAUUGCGUUAUCGUCCACAGAAGCUGAAUACAUGGGGAUAUCAGAAGCAGCAAAGGAAGCUAUAUACUUCACAAGAAUCCUUGACGAACUUAAGCUGA
Messenger RNA from Camponotus floridanus (Florida carpenter ant), 774 nucleotides. RefSeq lists its product as uncharacterized. Lineage: Eukaryota; Metazoa; Arthropoda; Insecta; Hymenoptera; Formicidae. The transcript is spliced from 3 exons. Bases 1 to 774 code for a protein of 257 amino acids. The record is from RefSeq and is a predicted model, not a curated record.